Messenger RNA from Pomacea canaliculata, 5772 nucleotides. RefSeq names its product R-spondin-2-like. The record is from RefSeq and is a predicted model, not a curated record. Lineage: Eukaryota; Metazoa; Mollusca; Gastropoda; Architaenioglossa; Ampullariidae. The transcript is spliced from 5 exons. The coding region runs from base 1749 to 2654 and encodes 301 amino acids.
UUUGACCAGAAUCUCUUGUUUCGCUACAGUCCUUGUCCUGUCUGCGGCCACCUUCAUACUCCCUCUUCGUUUUUCUCCGAACACUACGAUCUCUUUCGUGCUGCGAGAGGCGACGUGUGCUGCACUGCAAGGAGGACUGGUUGCGGCGCUGGGAGGGACCGUGCGGCAAGCCAAGCAGCGCGCGCACACACACACCUUCACAUCGCGCCGUGCCGUGCAUCCAUCGCACUCCGCGCUGCUUUGUGUCGCGGUCCGAAUCAGCUGAGGUCUCACCUCUCACGCCCCCCUUCCACCUGUCUGCCUUCACAGGUGUAUCGAGAGGUGAACCGCCGAAAAGGAAGGCCGUCCGUGACUCCCACGUCACGGCUUGGGCAGGUAUCCAGGUGAUGAUUUGUAACUGACCAUCAAAAGUCCAUCCGAUGGAGGCGAUUAUCAAAAAAUGGUAUGUUAGCUGUGGUCUGGUUUUCUUGGUCCAGGUCUGUUUCAAUCUGGAAUAAAUAGUUUGGUUAUAAUCUUUAAAACAGAAACUUAGAGUCAAUGAUGAUGUAUAAUACUGAUCCACGCUUAUAAGUAAGGAAUUAGUUUUCCAAAUCGUCGCUGCGUCUGGAGAAAAAUCAUCAUUUGAGAAGAUUUUUGUGAACGACAAGAUGUGCAUGCAGUUUCUAUGAAAUGUGGUCAAGGAGAGACCUAGCCGUUGCUAUAGGAAACAUGACUGUGCGGACGUCCUGGUGCUGUAACAACGGAGUGUCAACGGUGCUGUAGGAAUGUGGUUGUGGUGGAUGUCGUUGGUGGCUGUAAGAAAUUAGUUAACUAAAAUAAUGAGUAUUGCUAGGGGAAGUGCUGCGGCAUAACUGUCAGUUGACAAGUGUCGGAUGUAGAGACAGAUCGCUGGAAUCCAGAAGAAACGGAGAGGUAUUCAAGGGACCCGAACUGCCGCCUGCAAAACUCUGUGCAACGACGACCUCUCCCAGUGAACUGAGCGCAUCUAUAUGCCAAUCGAACUGUCGACUGUACCUGGGUGGCAGGCGCAAAAAAACAGAGACGAUAGACUGCGUCAUUGGAGCCAAGUGUCUGACGUCCUGGUAUAAAGCCACCCGUACCCCUCCCCCACCUCUUAUCGUUGCUCGCGAGCACCUGACGAACGAAACGGAAGGCGUCAGCUCGGGGGUCCUUGACGUUCCGGCAUAAAGCAAGAAGACGCCAGCCCAUCAUUAUAAACAAGUGCUGACCUCUCCAGUAGACUUCGAGGAGUGUACACACGGAUGCCACAGGUGUCUAUCAUUUUGAAUUUAAAAAAAUUACCUGGUGCGUCCUUGUAACUGCUGUGUGUGUCAUGGCCACAAGUCGGCCAUUGUACAAGCCAGAUACUUGAAAAUGCGUUUUGUGAAAGGUAAUGUGAUCUUGCUCAGACGCAGGUAAGCUUCAAGUCUGGCGACAGCUGCUCUGGCUGGCCUCUUCAUCUACGGAUUACUUACUGUUCAUUACCGAAUCAAGAAAAGGAGGAUUUUCGAAAUUUCUUUAUUUCUUCACCAGUCUGAAACAGUGUUAAGAUUAUUUAUUACCUUUUUUCAUUCCCGAAUCCCUUUCACUCUCCUCUCCCCUCCCCCCGCUCAGUCACCUGGGAUGCUGGAUACGAGUGAUGCUAGACGUGCGGCAACGAUGUGUGACUAGCGUAAUGCCGCCGGUGCGUUGGGCAGCGCGUGCGCGCGUGUCCGAGACGUGUGCGUGAGUGCGCACGGCAAUGGACGAUGCUGUGGUGGUGGGUGCUGUUACUGCUGCAUGUUCUGCUGCAACACUGGAGCCCGCGUGCCGUGCGGGCCGUUGGCAGAGUCAAGAGAACCAUCAUCGGUCGCUACCCGGUGUGCCCCCGCGGUUGCACGAGCUGCUCGCCCGUCAAUGGCUGCGUCACGUGCGAGAGCCGCUACUUCAUGUUCCUGUACCGCCAGAACAUGCGCCAGGUCGGCAUCUGCACGCCCUCCUGUCCCCUUGGUUACUACGGCGUGCGCCAUCAGUACUACAGCACGUGCAACAGAUGUCACAUCGACAACUGCCAAGCUUGUUUCAGCCGCCACUAUUGCACGAGGUGUCAGGAACCAUUCCUGGCUUUCCAAGGCCAGUGUCUGGAACACUGUCCUGAAGGCCUGUACUAUGCUAACUACUCAAAGAACUGUCAGGAAAGCGUCAACUGCAUGACUGGACCGUGGUCAGAAUGGUCAGAAUGCUCUCGUGACGGGCGGACUUGCGGCUCACGAGGGAGAGGCACACAGACGAAGACACGACAAAUUCUGCAGCUGCCCUCCCCCAACGGUCAGGCAUGCCCCAACAUCAGUCUCUCGCAGCCCUGCCGGGUAGCCAGACGCUGCAACGACGAUGAGGACUGCGAGCGUCGUAACCGACAACGAAAUCGCCUGCGCAAGCGAAAGCGGAAGAAGACACGCAAGCGAAAACGAGGCCGAAAGAAAUGGAAUAGACGCAGAAACAAGACGAGAAAGAACAGACGAGGAGGUCGACGAAGAGACAACAGUAAACGCAAAACGAAGAAGCGGGGACAGCGAGGCUGUAGGGACCGACCGUGCAGGUCGAGUAAAAAGAGACACAAGGGGUGUCCACCCAGGAGGCGUGCAAAGGUUAGGCGUGUACCCGUGGACAUGUAAACAGCACUUGCCUCUCUUUGUGGCUGCUGCAGCAUCUCAAUGUCUAAGUGCUCUUCACAACCAGAGCAUCACUUGUCAGUGAAUCCGUUUGUGGACGACCAGGUGUGCUCCACGCGAAACAAGGGACACUGCUAUUAAGAGUCUCAAAGACCAUUGAAAAGAUGUGUUUCUAUGAAUGCAGCGUGAAGUAUUAUGGGUAAUGACAUUAUUGUGGAAUAUUUCAUUGUUGGUUAGCUUUCAUUGUUGGUUUUUUUUAAAGAGAAGAUAAUCGAAAUCUUGGAAAUACUUCAUACGGCGAACUCUCAUGCACGAAGCACACACCCCUUUAGCUUUUUUAACAAUUACUUACUACCUAAUGUAUUAAAAUGCUAACAGUCGGUAUAUUUCUCACCUUUCUAAUCCAACAGAAAGGGGAAAAUUUUUGCUAAAAGAAAUCAUUGCUUAUUUACACCAUCGGGAUUUUUUAAAAUGGCUUUUAUUUCAAAGAACUAGAGGGGUGUGCUGCUUUAUAUAUAUUUGUACACCCACGCACUCGCUCACCUCUCUCUCUCACGAAGACACAUGCUCUUACACAUACAAGGAACAAAGUUUCAAGCUAUUUACUCUCUGAACUUUCACAGUCUUUGUAUUUGCUCGCUAGGCACAGUUGAAACCGGAAGUGCUUCCUCACAGCCAAGAUGAGAGAUUUGCAAUGGCUGUAAGAACGUGAUAAGAAGGAAGAGCACUUCAUAUUUCAUAUUCUGGGGUAAAAUUACGGGAGGAGUCUGGUGGUGACACGACGUUCACUGGUGAAGCUUUAAUGGUGAGCAAACCGUUUCCUCCUGUCAGUUUGAUCAUCCGACAUGCAGCCACUUCAGCAGACAGACGCUUGUGCCGUGGCUCCAAGUGCUGACAACGGUGUAAAAGAGAAAUAAAGAGACUUUUAUUCUGAACUACGAAUAUUCGUCUCAGUUGUAAGUUCUUCGAACUUUCCAAAAACCAGGCAUCUUAGAGCUCGAAAAGAGCAAAAAUACUCGGGCUGGAGUUAAGGUUCAGAUGGAUUCAAACCACUUAAACUACCCUUUGAUUGUCAGUUUGCUUGUAUCUAAUUGCACUUGAAUGAGCUGUGUUUUCAGUAUGUGAUGAGGCAACUGCAGUGAAUGUGAUCAAGUCGCAAUUGGAAAGUUUUGGAGAGAAAAAAAGACCAGGAAUUUGUAUUUUCCAUUCUGGAUGAAAUGGACAUCACUGUAGAAAGAUGCUGCAAGCUUGGAAGACCAAGUCUUAGGGAUUUGACAUUUUCCCCAAAUAUUUGUACAGCAUGUUUUUUUGUUCGGAAGCACUUGCAUGAUUUAGUGGGAGAUAUAAAUUGCGGGAUGUAAACAUUUGUAAUAAAUAAACCAGCAAAGAUGUGUCAUGAAUAAACCUGCAGUAAACAAACCAGCAUAUAGUUGUAUAAAUAAGCCAAAACUACAAAAAGUUUGCUCCCACUUUCUUCUUGUUUUGCUUUUCUUUCUUCUUGGAUAACGCAACGGUUAUUGCCUGUCAGUAAGGAUUAGAUGUCGUGGGUUCAGAUCUCGUUGUGGGCAGGCCGUUCUUUCUGUGAAUAUGCCUCCUGUCUACAGGUCCGGCUGCUUUGCCAUGAUAGUCGCUAGAUCCCAUCCCCUUCUGGUUCUGUGUCUUACUGCUAUCGUCUUUGCUGCUUAAAAAAAAUAAAUUAGUGAAAAUUAAUAUUUUUAAACUGUAUAUUAUGUUACUUAUAAUGAGAUUGCAGGGUCUUCGAAACACGUGUGCCUUUCACAUGGAUACAGAUACAAAACUUUAAAACAAUAAAUAGGCGAACAUUUUCCAAGUCUGAUACAAUGGAACACAAUGCAUCAUGAAAUAAUAGCUUUUUAAUGCUUACAGUUAUUACUUGAUCUGAAAUUUUCAUAGUUUAGUAGUAAACAUGUGAUUUGUUGUGUACAAUUUGUACUUUGAUGAAAAAAGAAAAAAAUGUGCUGAUUUUUUAUUUUUAUUUUAAAUCACAUUCUAUCAAUGCUACAACUACAGCAUCACUGAAACAACCACUAGAUAAAUGCAUAAAAAUAACUUUGGAUAUUUCUGUUACAAUCCCGUCAUUCAACACAUUUGCUAAUCAAAUACAUAAGCACACAUAACAAAUAUUGAUGUGAUGGAAGGAAGAAAACGCAGAUUCUCAGCUGUGUACAAGCUGUAUAAAAAUUAUCUAUUGAAACAUUCUGUUCUGGCAUGAUGUCUAAACCUCACUUCUUGGCAUGGAUUUCAAAGGAAGUUCUGCCUGGGAAGGAAUUAACCUCUAUAGAAAGGGCAGUGGCUAGAGAAUCUGUUGUGUCCUUCCUCUUCCGCCUUCUCGUCUGUCUAUUCUCUCCCUUCUCAACUCCUCCUGCUACUUCCUUUAACAGCAAGCUUUGAACUGAUGCCAACAUGUGGGCCUUAACAUCCAGUUGGCAAAUAUCCUCAUGAUGUGUUCUUCACACUGAUUAGUUCUGAGCAACUGAGUCGUGGGGGAAGGAAGAACAAGUAUUGCUACCUGGCAGAAGCUUGGUCUUUGUCAAUGAAAACAAAGUGUUAGAUGUGGCAUGUACAUCAUACUGAAAGAAGCCAAAAUGGCUGACUGUUGACACAAUUUUAUUCUGUGCCACACUGAUUGAUCAAAGACUCGGUGACUGUUCGACCCUCUGUAUAUUAUCAGUCAGUCGGAUAUAUUAUCAGCCUGCUUUCUUGCUGCUCGUUAGUGUUCUAUGUUAGCUGAGAGACAUCAUCGACAAGUGUUAACUUGAAUAAAAAUGUCAACCCGAUAUAACUGUCUAUUGCUAAUUUCGUAGUCUUUGUGGAUAAGGAAACAAUUAUAAUUCAUGGAUGUUUAGUAUUUUUUAAGUUUUUAAGUUUUUAAUGUACAUUGGUUACGCAUUAAAGCUGAUGCGUCGGCAAAUAUUCACUUGUCCUGGAGUUUGAUAAAAUGACUGGAUACAACUUGUUAUUUUGAACAAUAAAGGCAAUUUGCUUGAUAAAUCUUGAAUUACACGUUGUAGGGUCUGGCAAAUAAUGUCACUCUUGUGUGAAUGGUGUCACGUGUCAAUAGUAAGAAUGUUGCCAGCUGCUGCUUGCAGGAAGCAAGGUG